This is a messenger RNA of Coregonus clupeaformis (lake whitefish), 1891 nucleotides long. RefSeq names its product interferon regulatory factor 4-like. The transcript is spliced from 8 exons. Gene Ontology annotation, molecular function: RNA polymerase II cis-regulatory region sequence-specific DNA binding; protein binding; DNA-binding transcription factor activity, RNA polymerase II-specific. The record is from RefSeq and is a predicted model, not a curated record. Bases 41 to 1600 code for a protein of 519 amino acids. NCBI's taxonomy places the organism in Eukaryota, Metazoa, Chordata, Actinopteri, Salmoniformes, Salmonidae. Gene Ontology annotation, cellular component: nucleus. Gene Ontology annotation, biological process: regulation of transcription by RNA polymerase II; immune system process.
CAUUGUUCCCACAUCAUCACUAUGCCCAUCCUUCUAUUGCAUGCGCUUUUCGAAAGAGAUGAACUUAGAGGGGGACAGAGGCCAGUCAGUGAUUUGUGGCAAUGGGAAACUUAGACAGUGGCUGAUCGAUCAGAUUGACAGCUGCCUCUAUCCCGGACUGGUUUGGGAGAAUGAAGAGAAAAGCGUUUUCAGGAUUCCAUGGAAACAUGCGGGCAAACAGGAUUACAAUCGAGACGAGGAUGCUGCACUCUUCAAGGCCUGGGCAUUGUUCAAAGGGAAACACAGGGAAGGAGUGGACAAACCAGAUCCCCCCACAUGGAAGACCAGACUGCGAUGUGCUCUGAACAAAAGUAAUGACUUUGAUGAGCUGGUGGAGCGAAGCCAACUGGACAUAUCAGAUCCUUACAAAGUCUACAGAAUCAUACCGGAGGGAGCUAAGAAAGGGAUCAAGAUGGCAGAGACAACCUCACACAUGAGCUCAGUCAACAGCUACCCCAUGCACUCUCUGUACCCAUCUCUACAGAGCCAGGUGUCUGGUGGAUUCAUGAUUCCUCAGGAGAGGAAAGAGUGGAGGGAGUACAGCCACACACUGGACCAGCCUCAGCCUCAGUCUCAGCCACCCCACACUGAGCUGCAGUACAGCCAGUGCCACUACCCUCAGCCACUCAGCCGACCCUGGCACACCGGGCCACACACAGAUAACGGUUAUCAGUUCACUGGCUCCUUCUGUUCCUACUCCUCCUCAGAGUCUCACCCCACAUCAUUUACAAUGGACCACAACAUGUCUACCCUUUCUGAUUUCCGACUGCAUGUAUCCCUGUUCUACCGUGAGUCUCUGGUCAAGAAGGUAACCACCUCUAGUCCUGAAGGCUGCCGGAUCACCUCUUCCUCCUCCUCAUCUUCCUCCUCCUCAUCUUCCUCUCCGUCCUCCCCCUGCCCUGAGGACAGGCUGUACAGCGGUGCAGAGACAGUGCUGUUUCCCUCCCCUUACCCCCAGUCUCAGAGGAGGGGGGCGGAGAAGCUACCCAACGUCCUGGAGAGGGGUGUGCUCCUGUGGAUGGCGUCAGAUGGGCUCUAUGCCAAGCGGCUGUGCCAGAGUCGUGUGUACUGGGAAGGCCCGCUGGCACCCUACACGGACAAACCCAACAAACUGGAGAAAGAACAGACCUGCAAGCUGUUUGACACUCAGCAGUUCCUCACUGAGCUGCAGUCGUAUGCCCACAAUGGCCGUCCCAUGCCCAGGCACCAGGUGGUGCUGUGUUUUGGAGACGAGUACCCGGACCCUCUGCGCCAGGCCAAGAUGAUCACAGCACAGGUGGAGCCCAUGUUUGUCAGGGACCUGUUAUACUUCAGCCAGCAGAGCAGCAGUCACUGCCUGAGGGACUACGAGCUCCAGGGACACACAGAGAGCUCCCCUCCGGCUCCAGGAGUCUACCAGAGGACCCUGCAACAGAGCUCCCCUCUAGCUCCAGGAGACUACCAGAGGACCCUGCAACAGAGCUCCCCUUUAGCUCCAGGAGACUACCAGAGGACCCUGCAACAGAGCUCCCCUUUAGCUCCAGGAGACUACCAGAGGACCCUGCAACACAUGCAGGAGUAACACACAAACAGGCCCCAGGAGCCAUGGAUAUGAAUGUAGAUAGACCAAUGAACUUUACAUCACAUCUUCUGAAUAGUAUACAGUAUACUCAGGUCUUGGACUAAAAUGCCUUACUGUAAUUUCAACGUAAGACUGGACUGUGCCUCCAUCAUCAGUGUCAAGAAUUUGAGCCAAAGAUCAGUGUUAAAAAUGGGUGCGCUGAAAGAAUCUACCCUAAUUUGUACAGCCUUACAAUUAUUUUUGUAAUCAACAAUUUUUUAGUUUUUCUAUUAAAUGAUAUGAAAAAGUGAA